Molecule: messenger RNA, 678 nt
Organism: Coffea arabica (coffee)
Lineage: Eukaryota; Viridiplantae; Streptophyta; Magnoliopsida; Gentianales; Rubiaceae
Source: RefSeq, a predicted model, not a curated record
AAAAUCCUUUUACAACCACAGGCGUCUCUGAUAUGGGACUCUCAGCUUCUAAACGAGUCAACCAAACCCUCACAAACUCAUCCGAUUUCAACUCAGCUUGCGACUCAGUCUACGAGUCCUCACUCGCUCUUGCCCAACACGCCUUUCCAGGAAUCAGACCUUACCAACUCUUCUCUUCGAUCGAACGCCUUCAUCAAUCUCUCUCCAUUCCUCUGAUUACCAAAUGGGUCCCGUCUCCUCCAACCAGGGAGCAAGUUGACCGGGCUUUUAAGGUCGUUAUUAACCGUCGCAGCCGGCCUGGCCUGAGUCAAGAAGAAGAAAACGAAGACGACGUGAUCGGAAAGGAGGAAUUUAAAGAGGUCGCCCUCGAGGUUUUCACUGACGGCGUCGUUUCCAACGCGCGUAAAGAGGUAUUGAAGAGGGUUCCUGUUGGGGUUGCGGGAAUCGCUGGAGUGGGGAUGUUGGUUCGGCCUGGGAAAGAAGUUGUUGGCACGGUGAUGGGUGUGUACGCGCUUGGUGUUGCUACUGCUGUUUAUCUUAGUUUGGCUGGCUGAUUGCCGAUUACCUCGAUGUAUUGAUUUUUUUUUAUUUAUUUUUUUACCCUCCCAACCCGUGAGUUAGAAUCACUGAGUUUGUUUGGAUAUAGAGAAUUUGGUUUGCUUAAUUUAUUCUCACAAA